UAUAAAUAAAGAUCCCCCUAAGCCCUCUUCUCAUUCACAAAUUCACUUUCCGAAACCUAAAUUCAUCUUUUCAAUCCUCAUCGCGAAUUACGAUCAAGAUGCAGAUCUUCGUUAAGACUCUCACCGGAAAGACGAUCACCCUCGAGGUGGAAAGUUCUGACACGAUCGACAACGUUAAAGCCAAGAUCCAGGAUAAGGAGGGAAUCCCACCGGAUCAGCAGAGGCUUAUCUUCGCCGGAAAGCAGUUGGAAGACGGCCGUACUCUUGCCGAUUACAACAUCCAGAAGGAAUCUACUCUCCAUCUGGUUCUCAGACUCCGUGGAGGUAUGCAGAUCUUCGUCAAAACCCUAACGGGAAAGACGAUCACCCUCGAGGUGGAGAGUUCUGACACCAUCGACAACGUCAAGGCUAAAAUCCAAGACAAGGAGGGGAUCCCACCAGACCAGCAAAGGCUGAUCUUCGCCGGGAAGCAACUCGAGGACGGACGAACUCUUGCUGACUACAACAUCCAGAAGGAGUCGACUCUUCAUCUAGUGCUCAGGCUUCGUGGUGGUAUGCAGAUUUUCGUUAAAACGUUGACGGGCAAGACCAUCACCUUGGAGGUUGAGAGCUCGGACACAAUUGACAACGUUAAGGCCAAGAUCCAGGACAAGGAAGGCAUCCCUCCGGAUCAGCAGAGGUUGAUCUUCGCCGGAAAGCAGCUUGAGGACGGCAGAACAUUGGCUGAUUACAAUAUCCAGAAGGAGUCGACUCUUCAUCUGGUGCUCAGGCUUCGUGGAGGUAUGCAGAUUUUCGUUAAAACCUUGACCGGCAAGACGAUCACAUUGGAGGUGGAGAGCUCGGACACGAUUGACAACGUGAAGGCAAAGAUCCAAGACAAGGAAGGCAUUCCUCCGGAUCAGCAAAGGUUGAUCUUCGCCGGAAAGCAGCUUGAGGACGGCAGAACAUUGGCCGACUACAACAUUCAGAAGGAGUCUACACUUCACUUGGUGUUGCGUCUCCGUGGUGGUAUGCAGAUCUUUGUGAAGACACUCACUGGCAAGACGAUUACACUCGAGGUGGAGAGCUCUGACACAAUCGAUAAUGUCAAGGCCAAGAUACAGGAUAAGGAAGGCAUUCCUCCGGAUCAGCAGCGUCUCAUCUUCGCCGGAAAGCAGCUCGAGGAUGGUCGCACAUUGGCCGAUUACAACAUUCAAAAGGAGUCGACUCUCCACUUGGUGUUGCGUCUGCGUGGUGGUAUGCAGAUUUUCGUGAAGACUUUAACCGGCAAGACGAUCACCCUUGAAGUCGAGAGCUCCGACACCAUUGAUAACGUCAAAGCUAAGAUCCAGGACAAGGAAGGCAUCCCUCCGGACCAGCAGCGUCUCAUCUUCGCUGGAAAGCAGCUCGAGGAUGGUCGCACAUUGGCCGAUUACAACAUUCAGAAGGAGUCGACUCUUCACUUGGUGUUGCGUCUGCGUGGUGGUAUGCAGAUUUUUGUGAAGACCUUAACCGGUAAGACCAUCACACUGGAGGUUGAGAGCUCGGACACCAUUGACAACGUGAAGGCGAAGAUCCAAGACAAGGAAGGGAUCCCUCCGGACCAGCAGCGUCUCAUCUUCGCUGGGAAACAGCUUGAGGAUGGUCGCACAUUGGCUGACUACAACAUCCAAAAGGAGUCGACUCUUCACUUGGUUCUCCGUCUUCGUGGUGGUUUCUAAAAACCUACUUCUGGCUACUCUUUUAUGUUUUUUCCUAAAAUCGUUUCUGUUUCGUGUUUCUAAGACUUCUCAUGGUUUGUGACUUUGUGUUUUGGGUGUACUUUAUAAAGGCCCUUGAUAAAUAAAUGGUGAAGUAUGUCCGGUUCCUUAUUUCUCUUUUCGUUAUAUGACAUUGUAUUUCUCUAUGUGUGUGUAUUAAAUUCACAUUUUCUGCUUG
Messenger RNA from Thlaspi arvense, 1917 nucleotides. The record is from the annotation of a GenBank genome assembly. NCBI's taxonomy places the organism in Eukaryota, Viridiplantae, Streptophyta, Magnoliopsida, Brassicales, Brassicaceae.